AUGAUCCAAUCCUGCCAGGCAUCGGACGAGGAAGCCUUGCAGUUUAAGACCUGCUACGCCUUGAGCUACGAGCUGGGCUUGAGAUUGUGGAUUUGUCAAGAGUCACAGCACUCAUGUUGGAAUGACGUGAGGAACUCACUUCGUAGAGCCAAAAUGCAACACAUAGUUCUCCUAGCAACGUCCAUGAACAACUGCAGCCACGGUCCAUACCGAUCAGGACGGAACAAGCAGGUUCUGGAAGAAUCCGCCAGGAAUCUUGCGCAAAAGCUGACUGACAGUGACUUCCAGGAACUCUUAGACAAUAUGUCAAGUGACAGGGGGUACAAUGACGACCAGGAAGAGGACGACCCGAAUCUCCCUACAGACCCUCAUGAAAUCCCAAGCCUAAGCUGCAUCAAAAACCUUCCAGAAUUUGUGAAGACAAAAUCGUGGUUCGCCUCAAUUGGUGCGAUGCGUUUCCUGGUAGAGAACUGGUCACUUAUGAGCCUGAUUCUCGACAACGCCUUGGAAUAUGGUUCAGUGGAUGAUGGCCCUUGGAGAGACCCUGACCUCGAACUAGGCACCGGCUCCAGCCAGGACGAAGGUGACGAGGAGGACGCAGCUGAACAUACCAACCCCAAGGACCAGGAAAUUCCUGAGGAAUUUCAUGACCGCCCACAAACAAAAUCUGAGAUGCAAAAGCUCCGAGAGAAGUUUGAAAACAGCAUGAAACUGGUAGCACACCUCUACCAUGACCUGACGCUUCGGGAUGAGAUGAGGAUGGUGUUUACUGCAGUUACCCCUUACAUGAAGGGGUACUCCAAAGCACUGGAAGACCAGAAGUCUAAGGAGAAGUGCGUGGAAUGGCAAGCUGGGAGGUGCGCUGGUGAUUGGUACAGCACAAUCCUGGAAAGUUUAGGGACGCUCCACGACUAUGACUCUUUGAGACUGUUCAUAUCCUUACCGUCUAUGAACGCUGGCCUGAAUGAUAGCCCUGGGCAAGACCCAAAUGAACCGUGGAUCCUUGAAGAAACCCAAAGGCUUGAAUCCUACGUAUGCUUGUUGGUGGAACUAGCUGCAGCCCGCGCUUGGAGCCAAAUGAUUUUCACCAACAGUGUCCCCCACAUGUACGCUGGAGCCCUUCAUCCUGAUGACCAAAUGGCGAAGGCGCUUCUUGAAGGCCAGCGCGACAUUUGGCAAGCCGUCCUGCAAGCAGAGCAAAUGUUGGAGGAGUCAGCUACUUCCAAGGGUUUGAAGAUCCAACUCAAAAAGCUUCUCACUGAUCUUGCUUGGAACCAACUCCAGUUGAGUCGAGAGAUCUUUGUGAAUUGCGAAGCCAAUGGGUGGAACCACCAGAGCCCUGCAAUCCUGGAACUCGCGACAGCCGUCUUUGCAGCCCCAUUCAACACAAAGUAUGAUUUAGAGGACCUCUUUGCACACCUGACAUCCGUAUCGAAGCUUUCCUCCCUAGCCACGCCCAUGGCAAAGUGGAGCCGCUUCUUUUACUGUACAACAAUGCAGAGUCUGAUGAGAAACGAACAAAUGGCAUGGUCACAGCUAGAAACAACUCUGGCAGACCAUUGUGCUGCAGGGGCCCACAGUGCAAAAGUGGUGCUUGAUUCAGGGAAAUCCUUCAAGUCCAGUGAGUCACCGUUGCCCAAAUGGAUUCGAGAUGGCUUGGUCCAUAUCAAGUUGGAUCAUGUCAAAAAAGCUGGGACAGCGUCAAACCAACGUGCAGCGGCUGCAAGUGCCUGGUUGAAAUCAAACACGCGCACCAGCUUCUCUCAUGCGAGCAUGGCAUGGACAGGUGUCUUCUUUGUCAAGCACCACGCCUACAUGAACUGCAUCUCCAAAAGAGUCCUUCUAUGUUUGGGUUUUCGAACUUGGGCAGCCUUGGGAGUUCCUCUUGUUCGGCAUGAACUGGACCAUCAGGUGUUUUACACAAUUGACUUGGCUCCUACAUCCCGGUACCCGGUCUGGAUGUACAACAACCGUGUGGAGAUGAACGCUGAAAAUGCUACUGGAUGGGUUCAUGUCCCACUACAAGUCGUCCAUCCCAGAACGCUUCCACAUGGGAUGUAUGGGAAUCACUUCUUUGCAUUUGUGCAAUGCGGUCCCGCUGAGCCACUUAUUCAUUCUGCGAUUCGCAACGGAGUUCUCAUGACUCUUGCCCAGUUGAGGAGUGUUCAAGGGGUUUUGAAAUACCCUUUGCCUGACAAGGGCAAAGGCCAUGGAAAAAACGGCCGCCUCAUCAAACGGGAUUGGUGCCAAGGCCUAGUUGACUACCUGUUCCCCGACAUGUCUGAGGCUGAUCGCUCUCGACUGGUUGCUGGGCUGUUGGGGAAUAAUUGUCACCACCUCCAACCUCCAAGGUCUAAGUCCGGGUCAUCGUCUUACCACACAGCUGACAUACUAAAAGCGUUUGAUGGUCUAGAAGCUGAAGACGCAAAAGAGUUCAGCGCCUUGGCAGCUGCAGCAAAGGAUGAAGCCCUACUCAAGGAAAGGAGAGACAGGAAAGCCAGGGAGCAAGCAGUGACCCGGAGGAGCAACGCUCAUGAGACGCCCAAAACAUUGCGGGAUUUGAUUCCACCAGUUGCUGGCUGCCGGCUAUCUCGACAUCCAGCUCUUCGAAGGUACCAAGGGUUCUACACACGUCUCAAGGUCCCAGGUGAUGGUGAGAGGAUGUAUUCCCAUGCUGCAAGCUGGGGUGGCAAGCGAAAGCAAUUGAGCGAGUUCAGCGCGUUGAAAGAGGUGACUUCUUGGUUGUGGCGAGUGCACUAUGAAUUGGAGCCUGCUGCUGAAACAGACCAAAUGCGACUUAGAGAGUUCAGCUGUUUUCUGCUAUUUAAUUGA
Messenger RNA from Durusdinium trenchii, 2832 nucleotides. Lineage: Eukaryota; Dinophyceae; Suessiales; Symbiodiniaceae. The record is from the annotation of a GenBank genome assembly.